UUCAUCCUGUCGGGCUACCGGCGGCUGCACUGCUCGGCGCAGGAGUGCCUGGCCUCGGUGCUGCAGCCCACCAACGAGACGCUCAACUUCUGGACGCACUUCAUCCCGCUGCUGCUCUUCCUCAGCCGCUUCGGGCGCCUGCUGCUGCUGCGAGGCGCCGGGGACGUGCCCUUCCACCACCCGGCCCUGCUGCCGCUCUGGUGCUACGCCUCGGGGGUGCUGCUCACCUUCGCCAUGAGCUGCACAGCCCACGUCUUCAGCUGCCUCUCGCCGCGCCUCCGCGCCGCUUUCUUCUACCUGGACUACGCCUCCAUCAGCUACUACGGCUUUGCCAGCACCGUGGCCUAUUCCUACUACCUGCUGCCCGGGCUGAGCCUGCUGGACGCAGGCGCCAUGAGCCACUACGUGCAGCAGCAGCUGGGCUGGCAGCUGGACUGCAGCGUGCCCAUCGCGGCGUACCGCGCGCUCGUGCUGCCCGUGGCGCUGGCGCUGGCCGUGGGCUGCACAGCCGCGUGCUGCCGCAGCCGCGCCGCCUGCUGCGCCUACCCCUUUGCCGUGCGCACCUUCGUCUUCGCCAUGCCGCUCAGCAUGGCCUGCCCCAUCAUGCUCGAGAGCCUCCUCUUCGACCUGCGCACCCGCAACCCCACGCUCUUCGUCUACUUCUACCGGCGCUACUGCUGGCUGCUGGUGGCCGCCUUCUUCAACGUCAGCAAGAUCCCUGAGCGGAUCCAGCCGGGGCUCUUCGACAUCGUGGGCCACAGCCACCAGCUCUUCCACAUCUUCACCUUCCUCAGCAUCUACGACCAGGUGCACUACGUGGAGGACGGGCUGGCCGCGUUCCUCAAGGCCUCCCCGGCCGCUCCCACCUACCUGGGCACCGUGGGCUACAUGCUGCUCCUGACGCUCUGCCUGGCCGUGGUGGUGCGCAGGUUCCUCAACGUCACAGACCUCUGCAAGCAGGACUAGCCGGCCCGGCCGCCUCACGCCGCUCAUCCUCAGCCCGGCCCUUCCAUGUCUUGGAAAUGCUGCGAAACCGGGGCACGUGCACCUGUGGAAACGGCAGGUCCCUUCUGCCGAGGGCAGCCGAGAAAAUGACGGUGGAGGAAGCGCUCGCGCUGGUUACUGCACUAGGUUACCAGGGGAAGCAAGCAGCCGCUCGCUGGUACGUUGCUGCUUAGGGUAUAAGCUGAAAUAAUUUAGUUCUGCUACUAGGAAGAUUGCAUGGACUGUGAAUGCCACUUACUAAUUUCAGAACAAUUAGGUUUAAAUCAGCUCUGUGUGUGUGUGCGUGU
Molecule: messenger RNA, 1292 nt
Organism: Nothoprocta perdicaria
Lineage: Eukaryota; Metazoa; Chordata; Aves; Tinamiformes; Tinamidae
Gene: PAQR9
Product: progestin and adipoQ receptor family member 9
Exons: 1
Cellular component (GO): membrane
Molecular function (GO): signaling receptor activity
Source: RefSeq, a predicted model, not a curated record